Molecule: messenger RNA, 1737 nt
Organism: Carassius carassius (crucian carp)
Lineage: Eukaryota; Metazoa; Chordata; Actinopteri; Cypriniformes; Cyprinidae
Product: WAS/WASL-interacting protein family member 1-like
Exons: 8
Coding region: 224-1531 (435 amino acids)
Molecular function (GO): actin binding
Source: RefSeq, a predicted model, not a curated record
AAAGACACUCUGUGAGGAAAUGCAUGUGGUCACAAUCGUUUGCAUGCUGCGAUCAUCAGCUCGUUCUGUUGCAUGAACAGCUCUUCGGAGCACGACUGUAGACUCUGAUUGGUCUGUGGAGUCACAGUGAGGAAGUGCAGUGCAACUUUCUCCAAAACCUUGGAUCUGGUGGCUCCAAAUGAUCUGACAUAGUCUUUUAGGUUAGAAAGAAAGAAGAGGAAAUAUGUCUGGCCCGCCACCACCGCCCCCUCCUGGCCCUCCUCCAACCUUUUCACAGGCAAACAUAGAGAAGCCAGCCCUGAACAGAUCAGAAAAGCAAGGGAGAAACGCUUUACUAUCAGAUAUCAGCAAAGGAGCUCGGCUGAAGAAAGCUGUCACCAAUGAUCGGAGUGCCCCAGUGCUGGACAAGCCCAAAGGAGGCGGAGGUGGAGGAGGAGGAGGAGGAGGAGGAGGAGGAGGAGGAGGAGCUCCAGGUGGACUAGGUGGGCUGUUUCAGGGAGGAAUGCCAAGACUGAGAUCAUCAGGAGGCAAUACCGCAGUAAGACCACCGAUGCCUCCUUCAGCGGGGAGAUUCCCAGCACCCAGCAGCCCAGCCGGAAACAGACCCCCGCUCCCAACCGCUGGACGACCUUCUCCUGGGAGGGCCGGACCCCUACCCACCUCGGUUCGCUCACCCAGCUCUCCCAGCGGCCCCCCGCCUCUACCAGGAGGGCGACCAUCAAGUUCCUCCCCUUCUGUUCCAGCCCCAAGCCAUCCGGGCAGACGUCCAAGCCUUCCUCCAGCGAGGGAUCCCCAGCCUUCCUUCCCUCCACCCCCAAUGCCCACAAGUGCCCGGCCGCCAUCAGCCACGAUCCCAAGCAGGCCCUCAGAUGACUUCCCUCCUCCUCCACCACCCACCGGAGGAAGCAGAGCAUCAUUUUCUAGAGAUGGGCCACUACCACCACCGCCGCCAUCAACUGAGAGUAAACCACUGAGUUCUCAAAGGCCUAUGGGUAAUCCGCCUCCAUCCUUACCUCCAGGAAGAGGAGGGGUCCCACCCAUCCCACCAUCCCCACGGGACGAGCCCAACACAAGAGGCUCUCCUAGAAACAGUCUUCCUCCUCCACCACCCCCUGGACGCUCCAGCCCACUGCCACCUCCACCCAACGAGAGGCCGCCUCCACCGGGACGAGGCCCAUCCACACGCUCAGGUCCUCUGCCACCUCCACCCGCUGGAGGAGGAGGAGGCAGAGGAGUGUCUCCCCCCUUACCUCCUCCUAAUCGUCCUGGUGGAUCCGGCAGACCCCCUCUACCCCCAGACCCUCCCAGGGUGCCCAGCUUCCCUCCACCACCCCCCGACACCAUCAAUGGCUACCAGAGUCCUCCAGCACCUGCCACAGAUGAGUGGGGGAUGAGGUUUUCCUUCCAUCCUCCGUCUGAAUUUCCUCCACCGGAGCCGUUCGUGUCCUUCUCCAAGACUUACCCCAGCAAAUCUGGUGGCAAAGGAAUGAGGGACAGAGGAGCGCCACCCUUGCCUCCACUUCCCAGAUAAAAUGCUUUGACAUUAUUUCGUGCGAGCUGGAUUUUCAUCUGCUGAAUGAGACUCGGGAACUCAUUUGUGAAAAUAUGAAUGUUUUUAGCUUUUCAGUUACAUUUUUUAAAUCACUUUUUCAUGCACGUUAAUUCCUUUGGGGGUCAUUUUAUAUCAUGGUACAUAUGUAUUUCCAGAUACGGCGAUUAAAGUGCAUUCUGUCAUCA